Coprinopsis cinerea okayama7#130 is the source of this 1210-nucleotide messenger RNA. RefSeq lists its product as hypothetical. Gene Ontology annotation, biological process: protein transport to vacuole involved in ubiquitin-dependent protein catabolic process via the multivesicular body sorting pathway; protein targeting to vacuole. Gene Ontology annotation, molecular function: phosphatidylinositol-3-phosphate binding; ubiquitin binding; metal ion binding. The record is from RefSeq and is a predicted model, not a curated record. Bases 1 to 1143 code for a protein of 380 amino acids. NCBI's taxonomy places the organism in Eukaryota, Fungi, Basidiomycota, Agaricomycetes, Agaricales, Psathyrellaceae. The transcript has 3 exons. Gene Ontology annotation, cellular component: ESCRT-0 complex.
AUGUCCGCCCUCACAGCCGCACUCGCUGCCUUUGCCGCCACCGUCAACGACCACCGCGACGACGACAACUCCCUCUCCGUCGCUGGCCCUUCCACCGCCCGCCCACUCAUCACCCCAGUCGAGUCUGAUCCGCCAUGCUCAGCAUCACCCACCUCGCCCCCUUCGCUCACACAUAGCGGCGUCUCCUCUUCUUCCUCAAGUCUUUACGACGUCCCCGCAAUCUCGGCCCAGUUGGCUGGAGAGAGGCCCAAUGAGCACCUGGCAGUGUUGUUGCCCAAGGCAAUGUGGAAGCCGGACAACUUGGCAAGCGUCUGCGACAAUCUUUAUUGCCGCGUCAGCUUUGGUCUCUUUGAACGUAGACAUCACUGUCGCAAGUGCGGUGGCGUAUUUUGUGCAGCCUGCACGUCUCGCAACACUCCCCUGCUUGACACCUCAAACCUCGAAUUCACGCAUCCCCCACGAAAUAUUCCUAUCACCGCUUUCGACUCUCCAACCUCUCCUGUUCUCAAUUCACGAGUUUGUGACGACUGCUAUGACCAGAUUCAUGGUCUCCGAACCACUCCCCAUACUCCCUCAAGACCUCAUAUGAAACGUGCCCUUUCUCAUCCUAUCUCCAUGCUCAAGAUGCCUCUCACCGCUCUCCGCACUGGAAGCGAGUCUUCUCUUUCCAGCAGAGCAUCUUCUCCUGUCCACCUCGAUGCCCCUUCACGAACACCAAGAUCUCUCCGCAACUCUCCCAGUAUCUCUUCUCUUAAUUCUUCCUCCUCCAGUGCCUCCUCCCAACAACGCACGGGCAUCCUCCGCACUGGUCACCUCCCUCUCCCUGCUGACCUCGAACGGUCCUAUGGCGAACUCGACGCCUAUCCUCUCAAACGCUCCAGCGUGCUCUGCAAGGCUACCGGCGGUGGACGUUGGGAACCCAAGCAGAGCCCUGUUCUCGACGGGUACCGCCCGCCAGUCCCUGGUGCCAAGGCACCAUACGAGAUCGAGAUGGAACGUGAGGAGCAGGAGGAGCGCAGACGGCGGGAGAACCCCAUCGUCACUGACGGUGAAUUCCGCUACCGCUUCAUCCGCCGGCAUCCCUCUAUGACACCUACGCCGACACCUGAGUGCUCCAACCCAUUCUCGCUCUCGACAUUCUAAUCCACGACAGUCCCCAAAAGUACUCAUGCCUCGUACCGCCUUAUACCACCUGCGAAACGACCCCUAC